Manis javanica (Malayan pangolin) is the source of this 1881-nucleotide messenger RNA. RefSeq names its product protein disulfide isomerase like, testis expressed (gene PDILT). NCBI's taxonomy places the organism in Eukaryota, Metazoa, Chordata, Mammalia, Pholidota, Manidae. Gene Ontology annotation, biological process: protein folding. Gene Ontology annotation, cellular component: endoplasmic reticulum. The record is from RefSeq and is a predicted model, not a curated record.
CUUCCUCCUGCCCCUGUAGGACAGCCAUGGAGCUGCCCUGGAUGUCCCUGCUACUGGUGGCCUCUUGUGUCUCCACUCUCCAGGGCUCACCAGAGAGCAAUGUCCAAGAGGCCAGCAUCAACCUGUCCCAGCCCUUGCACAUUGUGGAAGAAGGCAACCUGCUGGUGCUCACAUCCGCUGGCCUGACCCAGAUGCUGAACCAGACCCGCUUUCUCAUGGUGCUUUUCCAAAACCCGUCCUCGCGGCUGUCCAGGGACCUGGCUGAGGAGCUGGGCAAAGCUGUGGAGAUCAUGGGCAAAGGCAAGAAUGGGCUCGGCUUCGGCAAAGUAGACAUCACUGUGGAGAAGGAACUUCAAGAGGAGUUUGACAUUAAGAAGGCCCCAGAGUUGAUGCUGUUUUUUGAAGGCAACAGGUCGGAACCCAUCAGCUGCAAAGGAGUGGUUGAAUCUACUGCUUUGGUCGUUUGGUUGAGAAGACAAAUUAGCCAGAAAGCAUUUUUGUUCACUAACACCCAGCAGGUGGUGGAGUUAGUGAAAUCCAGACCCUUGGUCAUCAUAGGCUUCUUCCAGGACUUGGAGGAAGAAGUGGCAGAGCUGUUCUAUGAUAUGAUCAAAGACUUCCCAGAGCUAACGUUUGGAGUGAUAUCAAUUAGCGAUGCUGCUGGGCGUUUCAACGUCAUCCUUGACAGUGUUCUGGUGUUCAGAAAGGGGAAAAUUGUGAACCGCCAGGAGCUUAUCAAUGACAGUACCAACAAACGUUUUCUCAAUCAAGUCAUAAAGCAGCACCUCACAGAUUUUGUUAUUGAAUAUAACUAUGAGAAUAAGGAUCUGAUUUAUGAGUCACCUAUCCUGAAUCACAUGCUGCUCUUCGCCUCCAAAAGCUCCAUGUCGUUUGGGAUGAUAAUGCAGCAUUACAGGCUGGCAUUGAAGGAAUUCACAAACAAGAUCCUUUUCAUCCUUGUGGAUGCCGAUGAACCCAGAAACGGACGGCUCUUUGAAUACUUCCGGAUCACAGAGAUCGACAUCCCAUCAGUCCAAAUCCUAAACUUAAGCUCUGACACGAGGUACAAAAUGCCUUCCGAGGAGAUAACCUAUGAAAACCUCAAGAAAUUUGGCCGCAGCUACUUGACUGGAAGUGCCAAGAAACAUCAAUCCAGUGAAGAGAUUCCAAAAUAUUGGGACCAGGGCCCAGUUAAGCAGCUCGUUGGGAAGAACUUCAAUGUUGUCGUCUUUGACAAGGAUAGGGACGUAUUUGUGAUGUUCUACGCACCCUGGUCUCAGAAGUGCAGGGCGCUCUUCCCAGUGUUGGAGGAGCUGGGCAGAAAGUAUCGAAACCACUCCACAGUCACCGUCGCCAAGAUCGACAUCACAGCCAACGACAUUCAGCUGAUGUACCUGGACCGGUACCCCUUCUUCAGGCUCUUCCCCACUGACUCUCAACAAGCUGUAUUGUACAAGGGAGAUCAUACCCUGAAGGGCUUUUCUGACUUCCUAGAAAGUCAAAUCAGGACCAGGACUGAGGAUGAAGAUGAGCUCUUGUCUGAUGAGCAAAGUGAAGUUACAGAAGAGGAAAUAUUAGCUGAUGUACCUUUUAUAAAGAAAGAAGUACCUGGACAGAAGGUGCCUGAGCCGGAGGUGAUGGAGCUGGGAGAGCCAGCCGGGCAGAAGGGGACAGCUGGGGAGGGGACGGAGGCAGCUAAGCCGGAGGGCCCCCCACAAGAGAGGAAGCCAACGAGGAAAGAACUGUAGCUUCUCCAGAGCCAAGAAGGAAGGUGCCCACUUUUCAGGACCUGGCAUCCUUUUCUGAGCGGAUCUAUUCCAGUAAAAUUAAAUACCCUGGUGUGGGUGGGUGGAGGCUGGGUAAUAAAAGCCUCUGAAUGUC